Messenger RNA from Eimeria necatrix, 474 nucleotides. RefSeq lists its product as hypothetical. The record is from RefSeq and is a predicted model, not a curated record. NCBI's taxonomy places the organism in Eukaryota, Apicomplexa, Conoidasida, Eucoccidiorida, Eimeriidae. The transcript has 2 exons. Bases 1 to 474 code for a protein of 157 amino acids.
AUGGAUGGCUUGCUUCACCUGCAUCGUAAUCCGACAUUGCAAUGUUCCACCUUCCCCGUUCCCGUUCCUCUCCUCCAUUACCUUUCAGCCCAGCAGAAAAAUGAAGAGAAGCUGCACCUCACUUGCCUCGCCUUCACGCGUUCUUGCUCCAUGCCAAGUUUCAAACGCCAGGAGAGCGCGGUCCUCUUACCAACGCGACCGAGAGGUGGGAGUGGUGAGACUGGGAACAUCGUUGACCCCGCAAAAGGCAACUUCGCAGACGUCUUGAUAUGCCCACUAAUUCUAAUUUGCGAUGCUGUAGUUGUUUGCUGCCAGUCACAGGCGCGAAAGUUGAAGCCAGAUGCAACAACUGCUCCGAAUCCUACUACGCCUGACUUGCUACACAGAGGUGACGCUAAAGCAGCAUCUACCAUCCAUCCGGCGCAGCAGAGUGGGGCAUGGCGAGAUACGAAAAUCGUGGAACCGGCCAACUAG